CGGUGCCCAGGAGGCCCCUGGGUGAGGUGCGGGAACGUGAGCGAGAGUUCCGGCCGGAGGCCCGAGCUGAGGGCCGGCGCCUUCAUCAUGGCCUCGGCCCAGCUGGACUACACCAUCGAGAUCCCGGAUCAGCCCUGCCGGAGCCAGGGAAUGUUAUGGAAAGCUUGGGCUCUGGGAAGAGGCAGUGUGUCCAGGGUGUCCGUAUUCUGAGUUUCUUCAUGGAGUUGUGUAUCUGGUGAAGAGUCAUUUCUGCCUGAGUUGGUGAAGCCAAGGGUGCCGGCAAAACCUUCAGUGGAGCAAAGUGGAGUUAUAGAGCCCAGCUGUGGGGUGAGGGGCAGCUCCGAGGCCCGGCAGAAGUGUCUGAACCUUCCUGGACUGGGAAUGCCCCACCACUGCUGAGAACAGCCCCAACCAAGGCGGGAAGGAGGCGGGGACUCGACAGCCUUUGGUGAUUCUCUUGGGCUGGGGUGGCUGCACAGACAAGAACCUGGCCAAAUACAGCGCCAUCUACCACAAAAGGGGCUGACCAUGAACCCUCACGUUUCCAGAGUAGAAGGGCCUCUUGGAAGAGAGAUUCAGGACUGCGGUUUCCUUGCUUCAUCUCAGGAUGCACCAAGAGUUGGCUGCAUCGUGAUCCGAUACACAGCCCCCUGGCACAUGGUCUUCUUCUCCGAGUCCCUGGGCAUCCCUUCACUUCGUGUCUUGGCCCAGAAGCUGCUUGAGCUGCUCUUUGAUUACGAGGUUGAGAAGGAGCCCCUGCUCUUCCACGUCUUCAGCAACGCCGGCGUCAUGCUGUACCGAUACGUGCUGGAGCUCCUGCAGACCCACCGGCGCUUCUGCCACCUGCGUGUGGUGGGCACCAUCUUUGACAGUGGUCCUGGCGAUGGCAACCUGCUGGGGGCUCUGAGGGCACUGGCAGCCAUCCUGGAGCCCCGGCCUGCCGCGCUGCGCCUGCUGCUCCUGAUGGCCUUUGCCCUGGUGGCAGUCCUGUUCCACGUCCUGCUGGCGCCACUCACCUCCCUCUUCCACACCCACUUCUAUGACAGGCUGCUCGAUGCAGCCUCUCGCUGGCCCGAGCUCUACCUCUACUCCAGGGCCGACGAGGUGGUCCUGGCCAGGGACGUGGAGCGCAUGGUGGAGGCACGCCUGGCGCACCGGGUCCUGGUGCACUCUGUGGACUUCGAGUCAUCUGCACACGUCAGCCAUCUCCGCGACUACCCUACUUACUACACGAGCCUCUGUGUCAACUUCAUGCGCAGCUGCGUCCAGUGCUGAGGUCCUUGCCCUACCCACCUCACCUCUGCUCCAGAAAUAAAUGCCUGACACCUCCCCAUAACCUACAUCCAUGGGUGGGGUCCUCUUCUAGUUCAACUCCCUGCAGCCCUCUGGGACUUUAUGGUUCUCCAGGUAGAGAAUUUCCAUGGGCCUCUGUCCUGGGGACUGUGGUGGUUUGCUUAUCCCAGGAUUCUAGGGGCAGGAGUGGCUGCGCAGGUCUCUGCAGAAGCCUAGCAGUGGUUGUGUUUGGAUAAGUGCAACAGUCAGGCUGCUGACUCCUGUGGCAUUUAGGCCGUGAAGGGUUAAUAAAGCUGGGGGUGGGGGGUAGGGGUGAGGACGAGCCCCAGCAUUGAUCUCUGAUUCCUUGAAUAGAAGGUGAGCUUCGCAGGGAGGUGCCAGAGGGUAGGGGCAGGCUGGGGCAGGGGCUGUGAUCUGUGCUCCCAGGUCCCGGAAGGGCAGAGCCCCACAGCAUGGAGUGCCGUCCCUGUGGGUCCCAUUUGGCAGUUCACUCAGGCUUCUCACUGCCAGGGAGUCUGAUGUGGAAGCCAGAUGGGGAGCUGAGGAUACACAGGUGGGGGGCCUGUCCAGGUGUACCACACUUUGCCAGGAAGCCGCUAGAUCCAGAAAAGUUGCAAGAUGUGUGUGUAAUGGGAAGAUGGAGUGGGGAGCAGGAAGACAGCAGCACCAGAUGGGAGCUGGGACAAGCUGAGUCAGGAGCCCUAAAGACCAGAACCAGAACCACUGGUCUGAAAAAAACUCCUUCAUCUCCUUGAGGGAGACCCACUUGGAUCCUCCGUAGGCAGAAGCAGUGGCUUCAGCCUUAGAGUCCUGUAUCAUCUAUCAUUCUACAAGUCACUGCUGCACAAUGCUGGCACAUAGCUGGCAUUCAAUAAAUGUUUGUUGAUUUAA
This is a messenger RNA of Mesoplodon densirostris (Blainville's beaked whale), 2184 nucleotides long. RefSeq names its product transmembrane protein 53 (gene TMEM53). Lineage: Eukaryota; Metazoa; Chordata; Mammalia; Artiodactyla; Ziphiidae. The transcript is spliced from 5 exons. Bases 529 to 1275 code for a protein of 248 amino acids. The record is from RefSeq and is a predicted model, not a curated record.